CCAUAGCGUCUGGUGCCCCUGUCGUUCUCGGGACUGUUCUCUCCUUAUUGCGAACCGAAGUCCCGACUGAAGUACAUGGAAAGCGCGGGGAGAGGCGUAGUCUCCGCCGCAGAGGCGGCUGCGAGGCGCCUUCGUCCCCGCCCGGUGGCCGGCCGCUCCCCGCCCCGCUCUUCCCACCGCUCGGAGGCGGAGGCCGCGCCGAUGAAGCCGGCUCAGGUUCCUGUGGCAUUUGCAGAAAUGCUUAUGGACCCUGUUCAGGUGAAUGGAGGAUGUGACAGAUCUUCAUCCACCCCAGUUAUCACCCUGAUGGUUUUGCCACUCCCAUGUAAAGAAUGAUGGUGUCCUGAGAUUGUUCACCUGGUCUUCUCCCUCCCUUGGGUCUAAAGUCCUUGUGGUUUCACCAAAGCCCAGGGUUUUGAACUGAGGCCUGGAUUCUAUGGAGCGUUUCCCAUUUCUGGCAACUGAUGGGGGGCUUUUGGUUUUUACAGACGUGGCCAUACAUUUCUCCCAGGAGGAAUGGGGGCUCCUUGAUGAGGCUCAGAGAAGCCUGUACCACAGCGUGAUGCUCGAGAACUUUGCACUUUUGUCAUCACUAGGUUGCUGGCAUGGAGCCCAGGAUGAGGAGGCCCCUUCAGAGCAAGAGGUUUCUGUAGGAGGGUCACAGGUCAGGACUCCAAAGCCAGGCCCAUCCAUCCAGAAGUCCCAGCUCUGUGAGACGUGUAGCUUGCUCUUGAAAGACCUUUUGCAUUUGGCUGAGCAUGAUGGAACACACCCUGAGCGAGGCUUGCACACUUGUGGGGGAAAGCAUUUCCAGCACCAAAAGCAUCAAAUUAGAGAGAAACUUUCCAGAAGUGAUGAGGGGAGGCCUUCAUUUGUGAAGAGCUGCAGAGGUCACGUGACAGAGACGACCUUUACAUGCAGGGAAGGUAGGAAGAACUUCCCAGCCAGCUUAGGCCUUCUCCAACCACAGGUUCCUCAUGUUGUAGGAAAGCCACACUGGGACACGGCAGGUGGAGAGGCCUUUCAGAAUGAACAGAAUUAUUAUAAGUGCACCCAGUGUGGGAAAACCUGUAAUCAUAAACAUAUACUUGUCGACCAUGAGAAAAUCCACACUGGAGAAAAGCUUUAUGAGUACAGGGAAUGUGGGAAGGCCUGCCUUAGAAAGGCCCACCUCCAUCAGCACCAGAAGGGCCAUGAUGAAGAUCAGCUUUAUGAGAACCCAGAACGUGGAGGAUUCUUUACACAGAUACCUGGCCUCAGUGACCACCAGGGUAUUCACACCAGGCUGAGGCCUUUUGAGUGCAACCAAUGUGGGAAGGGUUUCCUUCGACUCUCCCAACUUGUUGGGCACCAGAAAAUCCACACAGGAGAAAGACCUUAUGGCUGUAGUGAAUGUGGAAGUUUUUUUAGGAAUCGCUCUACACUCAUUAGACAUCAGAGAGUUCACACUGGCGAAAGGCCGUAUGAGUGCAGUGAAUGUGGAAAAGCUUUCACCCGCAAACAUAAACUUGUUGAGCAUCAGAAAAUCCACAGUGGUGAAAAGCCUUAUGAGUGCAGUGAAUGUGGGAAAGCCUUCAGCCGCAAAGACAAAGUUGUGGAACACCAGAAAAUCCACACUGGAGAGAGGCCUUAUAAGUGCAGUGAAUGUGGAAAAGCUUUCAGUCGCAAACAUAAACUUGCUGAGCACCAGAAAAUCCACACUGGAGUAAGGGCUUAUGAGUGCAGAGAAUGUGGGAAAUUCUUUAUGGACAGCUCCUCACUCAUUAUUCAUCAGAGAGUUCACACUGGAGAAAGGCCUUAUGAGUGUGAUAAAUGUGGGAAAUUCUUUAGGUACCGCUUCACACUCAUUAGACACCAGAGAACUCACGCUGGAGAAAGGCCUGAUGAAUGCAGCAAUGUAGGAAAUCCUUUAGUUGCAACUCCACGCUCAUUAGACGUCGGACAAAUCACAGUAGAGAACAGGCUUAUUACUGCAGCAAAUGUGGGAAGUUUUUGUGAUACACCUCCAGUCUCAUUACACAACAGAGAGUUCACACUGAUGGGAGAGUCCUUAUGAGAACAGCAAGUAUGGGGACAUCUUUACUUAAAACUCUGGCCUCGUUAAACACUGUCAAAUUUGCAACAAUAGAGAAAUGCCUUAUGAGUGCAGUGAAUGUGGGAGAGUCUGUUGAUUUAUGUCAUUUUACACUAAUUUGCAUGUUUUUAGUAUUUAUAUAUAUUUGGAAUCCUACAGUCUACUUUUGCAUGGCUGCUUUUUAUUCUGUUUUUACAUAAAUGGAAUCCUAAAGUAUAUCCUUGCAUAGCUAUUUUGAGAUUUAUCCCUAUUGUGUUCAUUCCUUUUUAUUGCUGAGUGGUAUUCCAUUGGGUGUAUAAAACACAAUGUGUUUAUCUAUUAAUGGACACGUAGGUUGUUUCUAGUGUUGACCUAUUAUAGGAACAACCACUGUUAUAAGUAAAUACCUGAGAAUAGAGUGUUGCUCAUAGAUGAAUGUUUAACUUUUUAAGAAUUGACCAAAUUGAUUUCCAAUGUGAAUGUGCCACUUUAUACUCCUACCAGCUGCAUAUAAGAGUUCCACUUUGGAACACAUCUUUGUCAAUAAUAGGUAUAUUUAUACUCUGUCUUUUUUAAGUUAAAAUAAGUGUGUCAUAGUCUUAUUUUAAUCUGCAUUUCUGUAAUAACUAGUGAUAUUGAGUAUUUUUUAUGUGCUAAGCAAGACUGCAUUAUGUAUUAGAGCUGUAUUAUGUAUAAACGACAAAAAGACUUUUAAGUGUAGACAGUGACUGAGCAAAGAGUAAAGUAAGAAAGUGAAGUUUAAGCUAAGUCACUCAAAUUUAAGUUCAGCUGCAUAUGAAGUGAUUGUCAAAAAACUUGAUGAACCAUCUGCCUUCUACACAAAUGUCCAGCAAGGCAUUGUUCUAGAAUUUUCUCUUUUUACUUGAUUACUUUUUUUUUUAGUGCCUUCAGGGUAUGUUUUUGCGACAUAAAAUUUCUUAGAAAUGUUUUAGGGGCGCCUGGGUGGCUCAGUUGGU
Molecule: messenger RNA, 3030 nt
Organism: Callorhinus ursinus (northern fur seal)
Lineage: Eukaryota; Metazoa; Chordata; Mammalia; Carnivora; Otariidae
Source: RefSeq, a predicted model, not a curated record